AUGCAGGCGACAGCUAUUGAGGCGAUCCCAGACCGCAGGGCGCUGCCCACGGAGGACCAGCGGCGGACGAAGAGCGCAGAAAACGGGGAAAUUGCAACGAACAGAAGGAACCUCAAAGUCGCGCCAGCAUUUGAGGAAGUGCUAGACUCCAUCGGGUCCAGAGGAAUAUUUCAGACGAGGCUCAACAUUGCUUUCAACUGCGUCGGCCCAUGUCUCAAUAUGUUGAGUAUAAAUGUUUUCUUGCUCGCAAUGCAGACGCCUGACCAUUGGUGCCAUGUUCCUGGCAGGGAACGUGCCAAUCUGUCGCUGGAAGAGUGGAAGAAUUUUACAAUUCCUAGGGCAGGCAAUUCGUUCAGCAAGUGCCUGAUGUACAACCAGAGCGAUGGUAUCAACUGGAACAGUUCAGAACCCGUUAAGUGUCAGCACGGCUGGGAUUACGACGACACGUGGUUCUCUCUGACUGUGCCCUCCCAGAUGAACUGGGUCUGCGAGAACCAGCAGUACACCAAUGACGUCUUGUUCUACGCACAAAACAUCGGAGUGGCUCUGAGCCUGCUAUUCGGGUACGGACGGCAGCUCGUGCAGUUCCUGUGCCUGGCUGCCCACGCUAUCAGCAGACUGCUGCUGGUCCUCACACCAGACAUCCUGGUGCUGUUCAUCCUGGCACAGUCCCUCGUAUCAGCAGCGGCCGGACCUAUGCAUGAAUCUGCCUUAUCUGUCGGUUUGGAACUGGCAGACAUCAGACAUCGCACGACUCUGAAUUAUUUCUCAAGCUGUUGCUUGGGGGCUGGAUUUAUAGCUGCUGGCUUCUUAGGUUGGGGUCUGCGCAACUGGAAUUACUCAAUGUAUUGUACUGCAGCGCUUUUCAUGGCACUGAUUUUACUUUUCAGGUGGUUCCCGGAGUCACCUCGGUGGCUGGCGUGCAGAGGUCGCGAGGAGGACGCCCUGAGGGUGCUGCGUCGCAUCGCCAACACCAACGGCGGGUGCCUGCCUCCGUUCGCUCCGCGGGUGAUGCGGACCGUGGCCAAGGCGCAGAGGGACAGGAAGGGCUUCCUCAGCCUCUUCUCCAGCUGGAACGUCUUCAAGAAUACGGUGCUCCUCACAACUGCCAGGUGUGCGCACGUACUGACGCAGUACUCGCUGGUAUUGCUGGCUGGAGGUGUGGGCGUGAAUCCCUUCCUGACGGUGGUGGCGCAGGGCGCGGUGCAGCUGCCCUCUGUCUGCGUCGUCCACGUGUGCGCCGCUCGAUUCGGCCGCCGCUGGACCGCUGUGGGCUGUGCCCUGCUGGCAGGGGUCACCUGCGCAGCCACCUUCUGCAUGCUGAGGGCUGGCAUCAUCGGAGUGCCUAUCACGGUGGCGGCUGUGAUAACGCAGUUCUUCUCGACGGGCACAAUCGCCAUGGCCAACCUGCAGUGUGUGGAGGUGCACCCCACAUGUCUGCGGCAGAUCGCGGCCUGCGUCGAGUGGACCGUAGCUGCCAUCGUCAUGUCUGCUCUACCGUACGUGGCCCUCAUCAGUGAUAGACGGACGCCCUACGCCAUUCUCGCAGCUGUAAACGUGGGGACAGCGGUUGCACUAUCAUUCCUUCCAGAAUCAGCAUUGCAGAGGUUACCAGAAUCAUUACAGGAUGCAGCCGUCUUCGGCAAAGACCAGAAGUACUGGAGCUGGAAGCCAAAGCCAGCCCCACAGUACGCCAUGGCGUAAAACCAGUUAGGGAGGUCGUUAAAUGAUUCUGUCGUUGACGUACUUUUUCUGAAGAAAAGUGCAUAUUUGUACCCUGCUUGUUAGCAUAGCUGUAGACUAUGCCAAUGGUCUACAUGAUCACUAAAUACGUCGCGAAAUAUUUCUUUAGACUGCACACAUGCUUCAUAAUUUCAUAUAAAAAGUACUACCGAGUAAAAUAAUUACAAGUUCUAGCAAGUAAAUGGUAUCAGUCAAGAACAGUAUCAGGCUACAAUAUUGCUAAAGUUUGCAAAAUUUAGAAUAGCUCAGAGUGUCACCUGUGUUCUGAAAUGCAGAACCACAUGUCUUAGCAAGUAAAUUUUAUUUAUCAUGAAUGGGAGGAACCAAAAUGAUACAAUGCAUCUAUUGAAACGAUUUCAUUCAAGAUUGUUGGUGAAUAUGUCAUACAAUAUACGAUUACGAAGGAAUGUCGUUCAUUAUUUGUCAUUCAUUUCCGUUCCAAUGUCUCUUCCCUCAAGUGCUUUGUUAAAAGUCCCUGCCAGACACAACACUUCAACUUUGAAGACAUGAUAUCGAUGCUCCAGGUUUUGUGUCUCUUUA
Messenger RNA from Schistocerca gregaria, 2283 nucleotides. Its product is annotated as solute carrier family 22 member 7-like. The coding region runs from base 1 to 1704 and encodes 567 amino acids. NCBI's taxonomy places the organism in Eukaryota, Metazoa, Arthropoda, Insecta, Orthoptera, Acrididae. Gene Ontology annotation, biological process: transmembrane transport. Gene Ontology annotation, molecular function: transmembrane transporter activity. Gene Ontology annotation, cellular component: membrane. The transcript is spliced from 9 exons. The record is from RefSeq and is a predicted model, not a curated record.